AUGUUGCAGACUCCGUUGACGUGGGCUGCGACUAAGCUGCUGGCUUUCGCCUUUCCCGUCGACAAGCGCCCUCGUCCGCGCUCCACCUUGGACGAAUUCGAACCAGCAGACACGAUCGACCGACACGACUGGCGAAAUCGAGACCAAGCAAGGCGAAUUUUGCUGCGGGGGUCGAAUGCUCCUCAUCAAACCUUCGAACCUCGCUACUGGCCUCUGCUGCGUCUACCCCGCAACAACCAAGAAGCACAGCAUCUGUACAAUCACAUCCGCACCGUCGCAUGGUAUCUCGACUCGAUACCGCUCCUCGGCUCUCAUCUGCCUUUCAACAUCGGUAUCGAUUCUAUUGCUGGCGUUGUGCCGGGGCUCGGCGACUAUAUCGGUCUCCUUCUGGGUCUCUACCAGAUCAUCCUCUGCUCGCUAUUUGGUCUGCCAUGGUCGGUGCUAUUUUGGAUGGUCUUCAACGUCAUCUUCGAUUGUAUAAUUGGCAUUGUCCCCAUCAUCGGGGAUGCGCUCGAUGUCAUCUUCAAGGCAAAUCUGCGCAACUUGCGACUGCUCGAGGAUCAUCUCUACCAUUCCGGCGGCAAAUGCGGUGCAAAAAUCUUUUACAUCGAGUUUCCUCCUAGCGAUCUCUUCAUGCCACCGAAGCCCCCUUCUAGCUCGCCACCGAUCUCGUCUCCUCCGCCCGGUGCCCGCUUCACCGAACUUAAUGAUACCAAGCGCAGACCUACAAAGGAACCACGGUCUUACUUUCUGAGCCUGCCGUCGUCUGUAACGGAUUCGCGCUCCGGUACUGAUGCAGGCCCUUCCCGUUUGCACAUGCCGAGCAGCGAGAUUGGGCUGACGAGGCAAGAAGUAGUAAGAGACACAAGACAAUUCAACCACCAACCGAAGCCAACCCAUCAGCUCGUCGAAGUCGAGGCGUACAGCAUCCCCGAAGAGCCCAGCAGCAUCACACAGCAAGCGCCCCCACGCGGGUCAAACGCUGUCCGGACUGGUCAGUCAUCCGAAUUGGAACUGCCUGCUGCCUUGCUUCUAUCACCGAAGCAAACGAACACUGAGUUGCCACCCUCCAUCGCUACCAGCGCUUCCGAGGCACAUUAUGACUCGGCUCGGACAGGAACAGGACUGAAACCACUGCAUGGCGAGGAGGAACGACCGCGCGUGUCUUUUCACGAUACGACCAGGACAAGCCCCUCGUCGCUCUUGCGGUCAGACUCCAAGCGGCUGCGUCGAGACGUGGGCGACAUUGACGAAGAUUUCGACGACGAUUUCGAGAGUCAGCGGCUCCUCAAGGGUAUGUCGACCGAGCGCGACCGAGAGUUGGAGGAUCCACGUGCUCUCUGGCGCAGGCGCCGUGGGCUCUAUUUGCUCGUCUACUCGGCCAUUUUCUGCGUCGCCUACGUCACCUCGCUCGACUCGAAUACGGGCUAUCUCUAUCUCAACUUCGCCUGCAGCGAGUAUGGCGCGCUCGCCUCUUUCAGCACCGUCGCAAUCGUGCAGCAGAUGGUAUUUGCCAUCGCUAAGCCGCCCAUCGCCAAGCUAUCUGACGUGGUCGGACGUCCGCAGGCGUACGUGCUGUCGUUGGUGUUCUACGUUUGCGGAUACAUUAUCGUGGCGACGACGGCUUCGCUACGAUCGCUCAUCGGUGGCAUCUGUUUGCAGUCAGCGGGUACCACGGGCAUUCAAGUGUUGCAAUCGAUCAUCAUCGCCGACACUACCACGGCCAAAUGGCGAGGUCUCGUGAUCGGUCUCGUCAAUCUGCCGUUUCUGAUCAACUUUGCAGUGGCAGGGCCCAUGGUGGACCUGGUCAUGCGCCACGGCGGCUGGCGAUUUGGGUUCGCCAUCUGGACCGUAGUGGUGCCAAUUGCGGCCACGCCGCUGCUGCUGACGCUAUUGGUGGGUCAACGUAGAGCUCGGCGUGCGGGACUCGCAACAAGAAGCUCGCUGACGGACAAGCCGUGGAGGCAGGCGAUGCGGCAGCUGGCGCGCGAGCUUGAUCUGUUCGGACUGCUGCUGUUUACGGGAGGCUGGUUGCUCAUCCUGUUGCCGCUUACACUUGCUGGUCAUGGCGAGCGGCAGGCGCAGGUGCCCAUGACGACGUUUGUUCUCGGCGGUGUAGGCCUGCUCGUGGUGUUUGGAUGGUGGGAGACGCGCGCCUCGGUGCCCAUCCUGCCAUACCAGUUUCUGACCAACAGCGCGGUUGUCUGCACGUGCCUCGUGGGCGUGCUCGAUUUCGCCUCGUUCUACAUUUCAUGGACGUUUUUGUCGAGCUUUGUGCAGAUUCUCAAAGGAUGGGAUCAGACCAAGACGGGUUACUUUGCCACUACGCAGAACGUGACGUCGACGAUCACAGGCAUUGUGGUGGGAUCGCUCAUGGCCAUGACGCGGAGAUACAAGGUGCUUCUUAUGAUGGGAUUAGUGGUGCGACUGGUCGGAGUGACGCUGAUGGUGCGCUACCGGACAGCGGACGACCCGACGUUUAUGCUGGUGCUGUGUCAGCUGUUGCAGGGCAUUGGUGGUGGAUCGAUUGCGAUCACGAUGCAAGUGGCGGUGCAGGUGACAGUGCGCCACGCCGAUGUCGCCAUUGUGACGGCGCUGGAGCUGCUGACGACCGAGAUUGGAGCGGCGAUUGGGUCGGCGACGGCGGGAUGGAUGUUUCAGACCUACCUACCGAGCAAACUCGCGACCAACCUGCCCAACAUGGACGCCGACGAGCUCAAGCUGGUAUAUGGCAGCCUGCAAAAGGCACUCAGCUAUCCGAUUGGAUCGGCCGAACGCGAUGGGAUCAUCCAGUCGUGGGUCGAGGUGAUGCGAAUGCUGAGCAUCGUUGCCAUGAUCACGCUGGUACCGGCUGUCUUGCUGGGUCUGGCCAUUCCCGACACCUCGUUGCCUGAUGUGCAUGGUGCACCCAGCCACAGUCACAGCAGCCACCACCAUCACCAUCACAGCGGCUCGCGCCGAGGAGACCGACGUGGUCCGCGUCGACGCCCUUCGUUCUUGUCGUCCAGCAGACCCGCUUCGCCGCUCGAAAUUCGGGCAGGGCACUCGGAUCUCACUCUCGGGAUGGGCCUGGUGGUUGGAGACGAUCAAGACGCCGCCAACGCAAGCCGGCUAGCCACGACGCGAGCCAAGCGGGACCGAUCGGGUUCGAGAAACCGUGCUAGCGAGCGAGAGGCGAGGGACGAGUCGAGCCUGGGACGCAAGAAACGCCGAGCACGCCGAGCCGUGGUGCGCUGA
This is a messenger RNA of Sporisorium graminicola, 3237 nucleotides long. RefSeq lists its product as uncharacterized. Gene Ontology annotation, biological process: transmembrane transport. Lineage: Eukaryota; Fungi; Basidiomycota; Ustilaginomycetes; Ustilaginales; Ustilaginaceae. The record is from RefSeq and is a predicted model, not a curated record. Bases 1 to 3237 code for a protein of 1078 amino acids. The transcript has a single exon. Gene Ontology annotation, molecular function: transmembrane transporter activity.